UUAGAACCCACUUAAGAAAAUGCAAUUGAAGUUUGCAGAGAGCAGAGGGUUUGAUUCUGACUAUGUCAGGAAUGGAGGAAGAAGCACCGGACGUUUUGUGCCAACUGGAAAACGUUCAAGGCUUAGUCGACGCCUUAACUUCCGUCAGGUGGAAACGGCAGCAAGACGCCGUGUUAGAGUUAUCCGAACACGGCAUCGUUUUGAUCGUGGAAGAAAGCGGUUGCCUCCAAGCCAAGGUUUAUCUCAAAAAAGAGCUAUUCAUUCGCUAUGAAUACAAUGCAGAAGGACGACCUCGUUUUGGAGUCAGUUUAGGGCUUUUUGUUGAUUGCUUGAACGCCUUUUCGGUUCCUGGUCACUCCAAUUUGAUUCAGAUUCAGUAUCCCGGUCCUGAUAUGCAAGUUAUUCUCAAAUCUGUAGAUUCGCUGGAUGCCAGUAUCUGUGCAGAGAUCAGAACAAGGAUUCCUGAUACUAUUGCAUGGGACUACAACUUUGAACCUGCUGGGGCUAACCCUUUAACCUUUACCGUUAAGUCCGCAGCACUAAAGGAAGCUAUUGAGGAUCUUGAAUGGCCUGGCUCAAGUAUCCAGAUAACUAUGGAGCCGGAUCCUCCUUGUGUUACCUUGAGAGGUGAAGGACACGGAGACUUGCAGAUAGACUUCAUGUAUUCUGCGAAUUCUGAGCUCUUGGUAGCAUUUCAGUGUGAUCAUCGGGCUUCUUUCAAGUAUAAAUAUAAGUUCCUCAGAGCAUCAACUUCUAAUAUGCCUAGUAGUGUUAUUAAAGAAAAUAGGGGAAGCAAGUUAAGCAUUGGGAGAGGUGGAUUGUUAAAAGUGCAGCAUCUGGUUUCAAUUUCCAAACCUGCAUCGCACUCUCAUGCAGAUUCUGCUGGCUAUCAACAACCUGGUCGAAUAGCUCAUAUUGAAUUCUUUGUGAAACCAGAGGAAAACGAAGACUAGAAAAUAAAUAAGGUUAAUUUCAAAAUAACUUGGUAUAUUUGAACCUAUCAACAAAUUCACUAGAAUUGUUAGAGUUUUAACAACACUUUGAAAGACUUAACAUUUGGUCUUAGAAUGAUAGGGAAUGAAGGUCGAUACUAAUGUAUAAUAUGCAUAAAUCUCACAUUAAGAUUAGUUCAUGUGUGGCAUGAUGUUUUUUCUAAUGAUGUUUUUUUUAAUGGACAAUGUCUUACCUCGUUGGAUGAGAAAAAGAAUAUCAUGAUAUGUAUUGCACUAGAUGCACCAUAUGCUAUGAGCAUAAACAAUAAAUAUGAAAAUGAUUGAAUUGUUCAUCAAUAGAUCAC
This is a messenger RNA of Vicia villosa (hairy vetch), 1297 nucleotides long. RefSeq lists its product as uncharacterized. The transcript has 5 exons. Gene Ontology annotation, cellular component: checkpoint clamp complex. Gene Ontology annotation, biological process: DNA damage checkpoint signaling; DNA repair. The coding region runs from base 63 to 953 and encodes 296 amino acids. The record is from RefSeq and is a predicted model, not a curated record. NCBI's taxonomy places the organism in Eukaryota, Viridiplantae, Streptophyta, Magnoliopsida, Fabales, Fabaceae.